This is a messenger RNA of Cinara cedri, 2893 nucleotides long. The record is from the annotation of a GenBank genome assembly. NCBI's taxonomy places the organism in Eukaryota, Metazoa, Arthropoda, Insecta, Hemiptera, Aphididae.
AUGGAUGAUAAGCCCGGUAUGGACGCUACCCAAAUUAGACUUUAUUUAUCUGAAUGUCGAGAAAUCGACGGGGAAUUCAACGUAGUUCUCAAUUCAGAGAAAGAUAAAAAGAAGAUCAGCGUCAAAUCGUUUAAUGAUCUACAGGCAAUCAGAAUCAGGUAUCAGGACCUAGUGGACGACCUGAUUGCGGAAAACAGUCUGCUAGUAGGCAGACUUAUGGAAGCAAGAACCCAUAAACCAUAUGUAGGAAUCAAGCAGCAAAAGGCGACUGCCCUAGCAGCCGAGUUGGCGAGUAAGCCAAAGAAACCAGCUAUGGCUGGUGCACCGGUAGCAGGAGGCUCCAAGCCUGCUAAGACAAUGACGUACGCCGAAAGAGUACGGUUCCGCGAACCAGCAACAACGGACACGGAAGCGACAGCUACGGAUCAGUUUACCGUUGUCAGAAGGAAGAAAAACAGGAAGCCAAAAAACAAGAAGCAACAUUUGACCUCAGGGACUGACUCUGGUACCGAGACCAGAUCUAAGGUCAAACCAGAUGUGAUCCAGAAGAAAGCAAAGGCCGAGAGGCUCAAGAAAAUAGAGCCACCCAAAACGUUCACUGUCGGAGUAGGUACCUCCACCGUAGGGGACGUUAAGAAGAUCUUAUGGUCGGAUCUUCUCAAAAAACUGGAUGCACCAAAUAUUGUAAGUACGCGAGUAAUGCCGAAGGGAGACCUCCAAAUCACACCGGCAAAUAAAGCGACUUACGAUGCACUGAAGAUAAUAUCGUCGGAGCGUACAGUCGUUGUGCAAAACACACUGCGCAAACCGAUGGUAAUGAUACACGAUGUCGACGUCACCCUAACAGGAGAGGUAUUAGCUUCCACACUCGCCAUACAAAACUCCGUACUUGGGCUAAGUUCAGAAGAAGCAAUAGAGGGAUUUAAACCGUCUUUCAAAAGAUGCCCGCCAAACAAAGAAACCGUACAUUGGGUAUGCUUGGUCAAACCCGAAGUUCUAAGCAAAAUCGUAGGGAAAAAAGUGUUUCUUGGAAUGUCCUGUUGCAGGAUUACUGAGUACUUCGAUUAUAAUCAGUGCUUCAAGUGUCUGCAAUACGGACAUAGGGAAAAGUUCUGUGUGUCGUUGUUCACCGCGUGUUACCACUGCGCGGAGAAAGGUCACACUGGUAAGGACUGCCCUAACAAAGAAAGACCGUCCAAAUGCAUCAACCGUAAAAAGUCGCACGAAGCAAUAUCACCUCUGUGUGCAGAGCGCACGAAGGCGAUCGAUAAUGUCAUGCGAAGGACGUCAUACGGUAUCCCGCAAUGACCAGCAACCAAGCACACAAACUUACGGAGUUAAGGAUCGUUCAGCACAAUCUGAACAAUCAACAUAUCGUCGUAGAACAAUUGAGGGACUACUGUAUAGACAACAGGGUUGAUAUAGCCUUAAUACAGGAGUUCCCAUCAAAGAACAGGACCAUUAAAGGAUUAGACCACGACCCAAUUAGAUGCAUUGUUGGUGGUACGGGACAAAAGCCCGGUGCCGCUAUCAUUGUGUUCAAUGUGGGUCUGGAGGUCACAGUGCUAAGAAAUCUGUCCAGUGAUUACUUUACGGUAAUAACAGUAAGCAUUGGCAGAGAAAUAAUCAACUUUGUUUCAUCAUACUUCAAAUUCAACAUUCGUCCGAACAGGAGAGGAGCCUUAGCCUUAGAGAGAAUCCAGGAAGUAUCGGCCAACAUUGAACAACAAAGAACGGAGCGUAGACCGGUAGAGGAGCCUUUCGGUUGGGCUGAAAUGGCUGGGCCAGCGUGCCAUUUGGCACGGGAAGCCCUAAACCGCUACCGGGAUCACAAGAAGAAUUCGAAACGGCAAGCACAAACAGAAUGGGAAAACAGGAGGAAUAAAGAUACAAAACCAUCACACUGGGACACCAAAAGGGACCAGGGUAGUGGACGAGUAGACACAUCAAAAAUACCUAUGAGGAAGAAUAAAGACGAUAACCCGGCGCUUAGACUCCUGGCCGAACAUCAGGACAGGCAAAAGGCAAAAAGGAUCAAGGAACUAAAAAAAUACGGGAUCGAUUUAUGUCCUUUGACUCGAACUCCUCGGAUCAGUCGUUCAUUUCUAUACCCAGCUCAACCGCAUCGUUCCAUUCAAUGGACAACCCAACAAGAGGCAAUUUUCGUCCCAACAUCAGGGCAGGAGCAUUAGCCUUAGAAAGAAUACAGGAAGUGUCGGCAGAUAUCGAACAGCAAAGAACGGACCGCAGACCGGUAGAGGAGCCCUUCGGAUGGGCUGAAAUGGCCGGGCCAGCGUGCAAAUUGGCACGGGAAGCCCUAAACCGAUACCGGGACCAUAAGAAGAACUCUAGACGGCACGAACACACACAAUGGGAAACCAGAAGGAACGAGGAUACGAAGCCAUCACACUGGGACGCUAAAAGGGACCAGGGUACUGGACGAGUGGAUACAUCUAAAAUACCGAUGAGGAAGUACAAAGACGACAACCCUGCGCUCAGACUUUUGGCUGAACAUCAGGAGAGGCAAAGGACGAAGAGGAUAAAGGAGUUGAAAAGAGAAGGGACCACGUCUUUUGAAUUUCCAGGUACACCGUUACCAGCAUAUGCGCCUAAGUACAAAAUACCCGAGGACAUAUAUGAGGAACUGGAAUUCAAACGGCUCAACGACAGAUUGUACACAGGAUACCACUCAGACCCCGAGGCAGCAAGGUUGAUGUGCCAACCUGGCAAGGCUUACCCCUCGCUGCCCCAAGAAGACUAUGAUUAUGUUCAGUUCGGUGGGAUCCGUAAAUGGGCCCAAGGCGCCGACGAACCCANUGGAAGCACGAACACACAAACCAUAUGUAGGAAUCAAGCAGCAAAAGGCGACUGCCCUAGCAGCCGAGUUGGCUAG